GGCACCCAGAAUAGCCCAUGGAAGGAUAUAUAACGAGGCAUUGUGCCCCAGGCCACCAGAAAGCGGAUCUCUCUGCCAUCAGAGGCUUAGAUUCACCACUGAAGCGGGCAAAGCAGUGUGGGAGAUGUGGCGACUCACAUAGAACUCAAACUGCUUUUGACCUGCACAGACGGCAGCAUAAAACUUAGAAAAAUCUGGAACUGACAAAGACAGAAGACCUUUGGGAUCUGCACUAGGAUUCUACAAACGGUCUGGAUUUUCAUUUCUUGUUCCUCAUUCUGAACUGAACACAGAGGAAACUUCACCGUGGAAUAUGAAGGACAUUCUCCAGUGCCCCACAUCCCAGUUGCCACGCUACAGCCACUAUUCGCCCGUGCAGUACACGAAGAGUAGCUACACAGCUACACUGUACACCCCCACACACUACACCCCCACACAUUACACCCCAACAGCACAUUAUACCCCCAAACAUAACACAUCUACACGCUACACUCCUUCGAACUACACCCCCACACACUACACCCCCACACAUUACACCCCUUCGAAAUGUGGCCGCACACAGUGCAGGUCCUCCCCUGUGGCACUCAAGCCGGCUCGCAGUGUCCGCUUCCCCAAUGACAUCGUCUUCCAGGAUCACAUCCGGCAGGGCGACCUGGAGCAGAUCGGCCGGUUCCUCAGGGCUAAAAAGGUGCGACUAGACACCAUCUACCUAUCGGGCAUGGCGGCGCUUCACGAGGCCGUGCUGACAGGGAGCCUGGAGUGCGUGAAGUUGCUGGUGAAGUACGGGGCUGACGUGCACCAGCGGGAUGAAGACGGCUGGACGCCGCUGCACAUGGCCUGCAGCGACGGCUACCCUGACAUUGCCCGGUACCUGCUCUCCCUGGGGGCCAGUGUGGAGGCAAAAAAUGAAAGCGGGGAGAAGCCGGCUGACCUCAUCGACACAGACUGCAAGGAGCUGGUUCAGCUGUUUGCGGUGGGCUGUGCCUGAAGCCAGACUGGGCGUGGCCUACUCAGAUUGGACGUGGCCUACUCAGAUUGGGUGUGGCCAACUCAAAUUGGGUGUGGCCUACACACGGUGCAUGGGCUUACCCGGGCUGCAGCCCAGAGGCCUCCACAAAACCACCACCCCCUUGUCAACAGCCUUUACCAUCACCAACCCCCUACACCCCCUUCCCUGUUGAUGACUGCACCAUCAAAGCCAACAGCAGCGGGACCUCUGAGAACUAAAAUAGCCAAGGGGCCUUCAACCAAGUUAAUCUCCAGCUACAGACACGCACUGCUGAAGAGCGCGUACCCUCCACCAGCACCCACACACCACCUAAGGGACAGUAGACACUGGACUGUGACAGUGACGUAUCCCAGCUUCCUCUUCGAUAUGUUAAUCCACUUAGUUGACUGGGAAGGCCACCACUAUUUGGGUGCCUUGUAAUACAGACCUCUUGAUCCUAUCUACCUUGUUAACCCUCCAUGUAUGUCUUAACUUCUGAUGAUCUCUUACGUAACCAAUCCAGUUAGUUCCAGCCACCUUGGCGGGUACUUGAAUGUAGGAUUUUGCAAAGGCUUGAUGCAUUUGGGCAAAUUGUCACGUAGUAUAAGGUGACCAAUGUAUAAUGAAAAUGUAGAAAGUGUGAUCUCAUAGGUGUGCAUGCUUUAAGAGAAUAUAGUGUGUUUUCCGUUCUGCUGUGCAGACUGCUGGACACUUUAAUACUUGUACGACCAGUUCACUAUAAAUAGUAAAUGAGUAACUGAGAGGACAGUUAAGGACAUUAACAAUAAAUCAGUGAUAUUAUAAAUCAUGACGGAAGUGCAGUUUUGACCUGCUAACAAUGUAUGGUACGUGAUGAACAUGCACUGUCUCCUUAAAGUCUUAUGUUUUUUUAAGUGCAAUUUUUCAUAUAUAAAGUUUCUUUUUAUGAAAGUUUUAUAAACAUGUUUUGUAUUUGUGUGAUGCAAAUUUUAUGCAGGCUAUCAAAUUUCACUACCUAGGCAUUAUACUGUUACGCAACAAUCGUAGAUUAUAAAUAAUAGGCAUUAAAUAUUAUUUGAAUGAUA
Messenger RNA from Brienomyrus brachyistius, 2052 nucleotides. RefSeq names its product protein phosphatase 1, regulatory subunit 27a (gene ppp1r27a). Bases 314 to 988 code for a protein of 224 amino acids. The transcript has 3 exons. The record is from RefSeq and is a predicted model, not a curated record. Gene Ontology annotation, molecular function: phosphatase binding. Lineage: Eukaryota; Metazoa; Chordata; Actinopteri; Osteoglossiformes; Mormyridae.